AUGGACCACCACCCCACCACCGCCGUCCAGCCCUCCCCCGCUCCCAACAUCUCCAACUCCAACUCCAACUCCACCCCCACCACCCCUUCCAACCCCGCAGCCCCCUCCUCCACCUCGACCAAACCUACCCACACCACUGCCCCCCAGCUCACCUCCAACAAUGCCCCCCUCGCCCUCGCACCCCCCCUCAUCAACCCCCCCUCCGGCGGCUCCCACAACCGCCCCCUAACCCCCACCUUCACCGUCGCCCCAGUCACGGGCACAAUGUCGCUCUCCCUCCCCCUCCCCGUCACGCCCGUUCCGCGUGCCACCCAAAUCUCACCCACCCUCUCCCUCGGCUACGAUUCCGGGAACGGCAACGGCGUGUUUGGCGUCGGAUGGCGGCUGGGCGGCGCAGGGGGCAGCAUCAGUCGGAAGGUGUCGAGGCGGGUUCCUACGUACAAUGACGCGGAGGAGGAUAGGGAUAGGGAGAAUGUAUUCCUCAUCAGCGACGCGGAGGACCUCGUCCCGCUGCUCGGCGGUGAUGUGGUGCGGCGUUGGCCAUGGCCACUGGCCGCAGGCGGGGAGGAUCGGGAGUACAAGGUUCGCCGAUUCCUGCCGAGGGUGGAGAGCGGGGGGGUGCGUAUCGAGCGGUGGACCGCCGCCCAGGAUGCUGGGGAUGUAUUCUGGCGGGUCAUCACUGCGGAUAAUGUCACCACCGUCUACGGCCUCAACGACAGUUCGCGGAUCUUCUGUGCAGAGGAGGAGGAGAAGGAGCAGAAGACCUCUGGUAAACAUAAACGCAUCUUCAAAUGGCUCGCCUGCUGGUCUGUGGAUGCUGCUGGAAACGCCGUGAGCUACACCUACAAGCCCGACGACACCUCCGGCCUCCGCGCCACCGCGCUGUCCGAGGCCGGCCGCUCAAAGGCCGCGCAGGGCCGGAACCGGUACCUGAAGAGCAUACACUACGGCAACCGCACGCCGUGGAGGCAUCUGGACACUUGGGAUAUAUCUCCCCCGGCACUCGACCAUGAUAGUGUUAACGACUGGAUGUUCCGCGUGGUCCUUGACUAUGGUGAGCAUGACGAUGAACUCCCGACUGAGGCGGAGGUCAAACCGUGGGGGCGCAGAUCGGAUCCUUUCUCGUCCUACACCAGCGGGUUCGAGAUUCGGACGUCGAGGUUGUGCCGUCGGGUUCUCAUGUUUCACUACAUGCCUGAGGUGUUUGGGAAGGAGGAGGGGGCGUCGGUGCUUGUGAAUUCAACUCAGGUCCAGUAUGAGGAGUCUGGUACUGCGUCGUUUGUUUCCGCAGUUACCCACUCCGCCAAUACCGCUGGCAUCGUUGAGUCCCUCCCGCCCUAUACUUUUACCUACACGACCCCCUCCCCGCCCUCCUCUCUCCGUCUCCGCACAGCCGACACCUCCGCCCUCCUCUCCCUCCCCGGCUCCACCAACUCCACCGCCACAAGAACCCAAUGGCUCGACCUCGACAGCGACGGCGUCCCCGGCCUCCUCAUCUCCUCCUCCUCCUCCUCCUCCUCCCCCUCCUCCUCCUCGUCCUUGUCUUCCUCCCCCGCAUCAGAGGCCUGGCUCUAUCACCGCAACCUCAGUCCCGCAUCCUCCAACGGCCUUCCGACCUUUUCCCCCCCACGCCUCCUCACCCUCCACCCCGCCCCCGGCUGCGGCCCCACCCACUUCUUCGAGGACCUCGACGGCAACGGCCAUCUCGACGCCGUCUUCACCUCGUCCUCCGGCCUCAUCACCGGCUUCUCCGAGCGCCGCACCACAAUCGACUCCUGGGACGACUUCACAACCUUCCUCUCCAUCAUCAACCUCGACAACCGUGGAUCCCCCGACGCAAUCCGCCGCAUCGACCUCACCGGCAACGGGCUCUCGGACAUCCUCCUGCCGGCAGACGAAGUCACGGACGAGCUAAUCUGGCACGAGUCUCUCGCCAAAGCCGGCUUCGGCCCGCAGCGCCGAACAAAGCGCGCGGGAACAGGUACAGGGGGGCCGAGAUUCCCGCCGGCCGGCGAUAUCGCGGGCACGGCUGUGUUCCUGGCGGAUAUGUCGGGCGACGGCCUCGCGGAUGUCGUCCAUGUCUCGUGCGCGCGCGUGGCGUAUUGGCCGAACCUGGGCCAUGGCCGCUUCGGCGAUGAGGUGGUGAUGGAUAACGCGCCGGUGCUCGACGGCUACGGACAGUUCUCGACAGAGAGGGUUAGGAUGGCGGAUAUCGAUGGGACGGGUACCGCGGACCUGAUAUAUCUGCCCGCCCCUGGCGGGGUGAAGGUAUAUCGUAACCUUGCGGGCAACGGGUGGUCGGACGGCGAAACGAUCGACUGCUUCCCCAAGAUCGAUGACCUCUCCUCCGUCUUUACCCUUGACCUGCUCGGCCAGGGCACCUCCUGUCUGUGCUGGACCGGCCCGGACGUCCUCCUCGCCGCGGAGGGGGGUGGUGUGGCGCUCCGCUACCUCGACCUUAUGGGCGGGCAGAAACCGCACCUGCUCAAGACGUACACCAACGGCCUGGGCGCCAGCGUCGACAUCACAUACCGCCCCUCCACCUGGUACCACCAAACCGACGAGCAGGCGGGCAAGCCGUGGAAGACCCGUCUCCCUUUCCCCGUCCACUGCGUCAGCCAGUUGAAAAAGACAGACGAGAUCGCAAUGACAGCUACGACAACGAGAUAUGCAUACCACCACGGCUUCUACGACGGCGUGGAGCGCGAGUUUCGCGGAUUCGGAAUGGUGGAGCAGUUUGACUCGGACGAGUUCACCACCUCCGCCAACGCCGAGCGGCCGUUUAGACGCCCGACGGUCCAUACAAAGUCCUGGUUCCACGCCGGCGCCGUGGACGGUGAUGGCGCGGUCCCAGACGGUCCUAGCUUUGCGUCCCACCCGCCGCGCCUGCAACCCUCCUGCCUGCCCGCAUCAGUCACGCCCGACGAGCGCCGCGAGGUCUUCCGCGCGCUGAAGGGCUCGCUGCUGCGGCAGGAGAUCUAUAGCGAUGAUGGCACCGCCCGCGAAGCACUACCAUACGUUAUUACUGAGUGCCGCCAGACCGUGCACCGCACGCGCUCGCCGACCGCAGCGACCCGCGGCGUGUACAGAGUCACGCCGCUGGAGACGUUGGCGACGCAUUAUGAGCGCCGCGGCGGGGCGACACUAGACGAUGAUCCGAGGGUGGUGCAUGGGAUUACGUUGGAGGUUAAUGAGUUUGGCGACGUGGUCAAGUCGGCGUCGGUCGUUUAUGGCCGCCGCCGCCGCGCGGGGGGGAAUGCGGAGGUUGAUAUGCUCCCCGCUGAGGUGAGGGAGAUGCAGGAGACGGCGGUAAUGAGCUAUUCGCAGAUUCAGUAUACAAACAAGUUCGACAAGCCCGAUCUCUUCCGAAAGCCCUCGGUCGCCGCAAGUCAGCAGUACCGCAUUCGUGGCUUCAAGACCGCCGCCGUAGGCGUAGAGCAGCUGCUCCGAGUUGAAGAGCUUACGCGAGACGACUUCUCCUUCUUCCGCACCGCCGCCAACGUCCCCCCCGAGCAGGCAAACGUCCCCGCUACAUCCCCGCCCACAACAGCCGCGCAGAAGAUCCUCACCGCCGAAUCCAGAACCUACUACCGCAGCAGUGACCUCCUCUACACACUCCCCCUCGGCGACCUCGAGCCCUUCUCCAUCAUGGACCAAGCCUUCACCCUCUGCACCACCAGCUCCCUCCUCACCUCCAUCUACGGCGACGGCGCAGCGGACACCCUUCGGGGCCUCCCAACACCGGAGCUGAUGUCUCUCGCCGGCCUUGUCGCCCUCGACUCUGACAGCACUAGAUGGUGGGUCCCUUCCUCGCGCUCCCUCUUCGCAGACGAACCCGCGAUGGAGCUCCACCGUGCCCGCAGCGCCUUCUACACGCCCACCAUCGCCGUCGAUGCGUUCGGGAAGCGCACCUACACCGUCCUCGACGGCCUCAACCUCCUCCCCGUCAAGUGCACCGACGCACUGGGCAACACCACCACCGCCGUCCACGACUACCGACGCCUAGCGCCCCGGCAGGUCACGGAUGCAAAUGGUAAUAGGGUCCAGAUCGCCAUGGAUGGGUUCGGGAAUGUCGUCGGGAUGGCAAGGAUGGGCAAGGAAGGAGAAGCGGUUGGUGAUUCGCUUGAUGGCUUUCAACCGUGCCCCACGCAGGAGCAACUUGAUGCCUUUCUGGCUGAUCCCGCGGGUCCAUUGGCCGUGGAGCUGCUGGGUGCUGCAGGUUCAAGAACGAUCUUUGACCGCUCGCGAUUCCACCGCUCCAAGGCCGCCAGCAGCAGCGGCGGCGGCGUCCUCCCCUCUUUCGCGGCCGAAAUCACCCGCGACGUCCACCACCACAACAACGACAGCAGCGACGAGCCCACAAAGCUCCUCAUCAAGAUCCACUACCUCGACGGCCUCGGCAUCCCCCUCCAAUCCGUCACACUCAUGUCCCGCGCCCCCGACAACGACAACCGCCCCCUCUGGCUCCUCAGCGGCUGGGAGAUCCGCGACGACAAGGGCCGCCCCGUGCGGCGCUUCCAGCCCACACAGUCCCCCUCCCACCACUUCCGCUCCCAGAACGAGAGCGCGGAUGUGGCGGCCACGACGCUGCUGUAUGAUGCUGUGGACCGCGUGGUGGGUACGUUGAACCCGGACCGUACGUGGAAUAAGGUUGUGCAUGGGCCGUGGGUGCAGAGGAUGUAUGAUGAGGGGGAUACGGUGCUGUGUGAGGACCCCGCGGGGGAUGUGGAUAUCGGCGGGUUUGUGAAGAGUCUUGAUAGGGCGUUGGUUGUGCCGUCGUGGCAUGGGAAGCGGCAGUCCGCUGCCGUGGGUGGUGGUGGGAAGUGGGAGAGGGAUGCGGCGAGUAAGGCGGCCAUCUACCAUGACACGCCGACAGUGGUGCAUCUCGACGUCCUUGGCCGCCCGAUCCUUACAAUCCGCGAUAAUGGAUCCGCCGGGAAGGUCUCGGAGCACUGCGACUACGACCUCGCGGGAAACAUGGCCGCCAACAUCGACGCUCUUGGCCGGGUUGUGGAGCGUAGGCGGUUUGAUCUCCUUGGGCGGCCGGUGCACUCUGCAAACAUGGACUCUGGAGAGAGGUGGGCGUUCCUCGACUGUUAUGGGAAUCCACUGUUGGAAUGGAAUAGCCGUGGCGUGCGGAGAAGAACUACCUAUGAUGCUCUCCGCAGGGAGAAGGAGAGCUGGGUCAUUGAUGCCGCCGAGAACAGCAGCAACACCACUCAGGAACUCCUUGUCAGGCGCACGGUCUACGGAGAAGAAUUGGAAGACGAGGGCCAUGCCCUCUCCCACAACCUGAAGGGAAGGCCAGUUCGAACGUACGACCAGUCGGGCCUACGGACCAAUAUCAGCUUCGACUUCAAGGGAAACUGCACCCGCUCUUCCGCCCAGACGGCCGUCGAGUAUAAAACCACGCUGAAUUGGAAUAAUCCUCUCGAGGUCGCCCUCCAUCUCGACAUCUACACCUCCACCGUCCACUUUGACGCCCUCGACCACCCCGUGCGGUCCACAGACCACAACGGCGCAAUCACAAAGCGCACCUUCGGCCUCAUGGGCGAGCUCCAAUCCGUGCACUGGCGCUCCGCCACCGACCCCGGCUUCACCGCCUACAUCACCUCCAUCACCUACGACCCCAACGGGCAGCCGCUCCGCAUCGCAUACGGAAACGCCUGCUCCUCCACCUUCACAUACGACCGCUGCACCCAGCUCCUCACGCGGAAGCGGACAGUCCGGGAGUCAUCCGGCGGCGACGCCGUCCUGGAGGAUAUCACAUACACCCACGACUGUCUCGGCCGAAUUACGCACACGGUCGACAGCGCACACCAGGCCGUCUUCUUCCGCAACUGCAGGAUCGACCCUGCGUGCGACUACACGUACGACGCCCUCGGCCGCCUCGUCGCCGCCACUGGCCGCGAGCAGCUCGACUGCGCCGAUGGCGGCGACGGCGGACGGCGAUUCAGAGCCCCGCAGCCACUAUCGCCCUCGGCGAUCAGCACGCUCCCUGCGGACGCUACGAAGUUGUGUGAGUAUGUCGAGACCUACCAAUAUGACCCUGCCGGAAACAUGCUCAAGAUGACGCAUUCGGCGGCCAACGACCCCCUGGUGUCGGGCUGGACCCGAAGGUUCGUCUACGAUGAGCCGAGCCUCCUCCUCGGCGGCGGCGGCGGCGAAUACCGCGGAAACCGCCUAUCAAGGACUGAGCUCGGAAGGUUUGCGGAGAACUAUGCGUAUGGCGCCUCUGGGUGUGUCACUGCAAUGCCCGGUUUCUCUGAGAUGGGCUGGGACUAUAAUGAGCGGCUGAGGUCGUCGGCGACGCAGGUGGUCAGGAAGGGGGAGGGGAAGACGCCAGAGACGACGUGGUAUGUUUAUAGCAGCGACGGUGUGCGGGUCCGGAAGGUUACUGAGAGUGCGGGAAAAGACGGUGAGGCGCCGAGGAGGAUGAAGGAGACGUUGUAUUUUCCGCUGGGCGAGAUAUUUAGGACUUUUGGCAGCGACGGGGUGACGGUCAAGUCGGAGAUGAUUACGAGUGAGGUCGUUGGGACAAAACGGAUCGCUCUCGUCGAGUCUAUCACUAUCCCCUCCGGAUCCUCCUCUGCCCGCAGUACCUCCGGCGGCGGUGGCGGCGGCGGUGACAAUGAUCCCGACACUCCCCCACCCGACACCUUGAUCCGCCGCCUCACCACCGCCCCAAGCAAGUACCGCUACCGCCGCUACCCACACGACACCGAGACCGGCCUGCUGUACUGCAGUGCGCGGUACUACAUGCCCUGGCUCGGGCGGUGGCUCUCGCCUGACCCCAUCGGCAUCCUCGACGGCCUCAACACGUAUCUAUAUGUCAACGACGACCCCGUCAAUUACUUUGACCCGAGUGGGACCUACAGGGACAGUGAUGACGAGUCGGACGACUUCAUCGACUCGGACGACGAGGGCCAGCACGGGGAUAGCGAGCAGGAGGAUCAGGAGCCGGCAUGGGACACGGCGCAAGGGCUCUGGAAUGCGCUGGGUAAUGGGUACCCAGACGGUAUGCAGUUUAAUAAUCUCGGUACUCUGCUUGAUGCCCCGAUACCAGGUGAGGAGAAUGAGGUGGAUUUGGACGCUGAUAUUCGCUCAAUGGCGACGCUGGAUGAGGAGCCGGAGCCGGUGGAGGAGGAGGAAGAGAUUGUGGGAUUGGGGUUAAGGGGCCCAUUACCGGAAACUGAAUUCACUGCCGAACAGCGCGAGGCUCUCGACCGAAUUUUACUAAACCUUGGCUUGGACCUCGCAACGCCCGACCAAGGGAACCAGAAUUACGAUGAGAACAAUAUCUUCAACAGCGAGGACAACAAUAACUUCCUCGAGGCGAACAUGGCCGAGAGUAACCUCUUCAACAACCAGGGCAGCUAUUUAUUCGCCAUGAACAACCCAAUCAACAACCAGGGUAACGGGUACAGCCCGGAAAACGGGAACUUCCUACCACAGCUCGACUGGAAUCUCAUGGGGAGCCCGGGGGAUGAAGCGCAAAAUGACGAGGAUCAAGCUAAUGGAGAUCAUUUUGGCUUUGGAGGUCAGAAUUAUCAUUGGCAUUACUGA
Morchella importuna is the source of this 7566-nucleotide messenger RNA. RefSeq lists its product as uncharacterized. The record is from RefSeq and is a predicted model, not a curated record. NCBI's taxonomy places the organism in Eukaryota, Fungi, Ascomycota, Pezizomycetes, Pezizales, Morchellaceae. The transcript is spliced from 3 exons. Bases 1 to 7566 code for a protein of 2521 amino acids. Gene Ontology annotation, cellular component: cytoplasm.